This is a messenger RNA of Quercus lobata, 825 nucleotides long. Its product is annotated as F-box protein At2g07140-like. Lineage: Eukaryota; Viridiplantae; Streptophyta; Magnoliopsida; Fagales; Fagaceae. The record is from RefSeq and is a predicted model, not a curated record. Gene Ontology annotation, molecular function: protein binding. Bases 1 to 825 code for a protein of 274 amino acids. The transcript has 3 exons.
AUGGGCAGUUCCUUGUUUUUAGAUUGUAAACUACGUGGGAGUCCUAAAUUUUUUAUAUAUCCGAGCCAAAGAAGAAAAAAAUAUGAUUCUCUCCCAUAUGAAAUCAUCCUCCAUAUACUCUCACUGCUUCCACUGGAUUGUGUGUUCAGAUUGAAGUGCGUGUGCAAAGCAUGGUCUGUGUUAAUCAGUGAAUUUGGAACUUUACACUUAAAGCGCUUAAGGGAAACAUCUCAUGGGAUCAUCUGCUUGCACACCCAUCGUAAUUCUCGUGAUUGCAAGAUUUCCUUUGAAAUACGUUCUUUACAAGUAGGAGGUGGCUUUAAGACUUUAUUGGAAAAAGACUUAUAUACAUCUAACAUCUAUCCACAGUUCCGGAGAAUAGGCCAUGUAUAUUCCUUGGAUGGUUUGAUCUGCUUGAGCGAUGGCCAAGGUUUUGAUGUAUUUAAUCCCACCACAGGAGAGUUUGUUAGUCUCCAAGUACGAUAUAAUGAUUGUACUUUUUCAGAUUCGCAAAGGAGGUCUAUUAUAGUAUUUGGAUUUGGAUAUUUUCCUCUAACAAAGCAAUACAAUGUUUUGAGCAUCUAUUCUGAAUUCAUGGCUGCAAUAAUAACCGUGGGUCAUUCAAAUUCAUCGUGGAGGAUUAUCUUUAUCGACAUCCCAACGUCCUACCAUUUUUCUAAUAAUAACGAAACAUUCUGUAUUAAUGGCAAUCUAUACUGGUUAGAUUAUCAUCACAUUGCAGCAUUUAAUGCAAUUUUUUUCAGCCGAAUCCAAACGCUCUCCAUAUUUGCUUCCCCCAAUAUUUCAGUAAAUUGUGCUGAAUAA